AUGGCGCGGCUACAUACAGCUCCAAAAUUUUUGCAUUUAUUCCUUUUUUCCACAGUUAUUUUAUGUUGUUUUACAAGUUUAGUAACUACCAAUCGUGAAUUAAAUGAAGAUAAUUGGAGAGAUAUUCUUGAGGGCGAAUGGAUGGUCGAAUUCUACGCGCCAUGGUGCCCGGCCUGCAAUGCUCUGGCCCCCGCGUGGCGCGAGAUGUCUCAACAGGCGUCGCGCAAGUCCCUGGGCGUGAAGGCGGCCGCCGUCGACGUCACCAAGUCCCCAGGGCUCAGCGGGAGAUUCGUCGUCACCGCACUACCUACUAUAUUCCACGUUAAGGACGGCGAGUUCCGUCAGUACAAGGGGCCCCGCGAUGUGGCUUCCAUGCUCGGCUUCGUGGAGCAGCAGCGAUGGAAACAAACGGAGCCCAUCCCCGGUUGGAAGGCCCCGGACUCGCUGCAAAUGACUCUGGUUGCAGAGUUCUUUAAGCUCAGCCAAGUGCUCAGGAGCGUCCACAACACAUUGAUGGAGACAUACGGCCUGCCCACGUGGGGCUCGUACCUCAUAUUCGCUAUCGUAACCAUAUUCGUCGGCGCGUUGCUUGGUUUGAUAUUGGUAUGCAUCAUAGACCUUCUAUAUCCUCCAAGACGCACCGAUAAAGUGCUAGUGAGUCAGGCAGAAGUGGACAAGAUGGCGAAAGGUGACCAGCAAGGGAAGAAAGCGGAAGAAGACCAGGAAUUAUUGAACGAUGACAUCGUAGAUGAUGCCGACACGGCCAACAGCGACGCUGAGAAGAACUCCCAGAGCGAUUCAACCGAAGAUGAAAAUGAAAAACCUCAAGACACCGGAGACUCCAAACAGGACAAGGAAAGAACCGGCGAGGUCCGCAAACGACGGCCCAGGAAGGCUGACUAA
Chilo suppressalis (striped riceborer) is the source of this 903-nucleotide messenger RNA. The record is from the annotation of a GenBank genome assembly. Lineage: Eukaryota; Metazoa; Arthropoda; Insecta; Lepidoptera; Crambidae.